Solea solea (common sole) is the source of this 7164-nucleotide messenger RNA. RefSeq names its product crumbs cell polarity complex component 2a (gene crb2a). The coding region runs from base 168 to 4529 and encodes 1453 amino acids. The record is from RefSeq and is a predicted model, not a curated record. Gene Ontology annotation, biological process: Notch signaling pathway. The transcript has 13 exons. NCBI's taxonomy places the organism in Eukaryota, Metazoa, Chordata, Actinopteri, Pleuronectiformes, Soleidae. Gene Ontology annotation, molecular function: Notch binding; calcium ion binding.
CAGUGUGUAGCAUGCCUGCCUCUGAGCACAGGGCAACAGUAACACAGCCAGGAGCUCUUUCAUCAAACAGUAGCAUGCCACAAAAAUAGGAUUACUUACUUCACUUUUUUUCCCCCCUACCCAUCACCCCCGGUAUUCCUCUACAGGUCAGGAUCAGUGGUUGAACCAUGGAGCUGAAUCUGAAGACACUGCUGCUGACGACCAUGAUGUUCAAAUGGGGAAUCCUCUGUGAUGCCACUUCAGACAGAUGUCUGUCUGCACCCUGCCACAAUGGAGCGACCUGUGUGGACACGAUGGAGGAUUACGCCUGCUUAUGUGCCACAGAAGGCGUUCGAUACAUGGGCAAGAACUGCGAUGAACUCUACGACGCCUGCUCUUUUGCACCAUGUGCAGACUGCACCAGCAGGCCUGGUACCACCCAGUACCACUGCGUCUGCCCACAUGGACUAACAGGUGACAACUGCACAGAGGAGAUGGACGAGUGUCAGAGCAACCCCUGCUCUGGACCUCGCUCGGUGUGUGUCGACCAGCAGAACGGAUACUUCUGCAGGUGUCCUGCCGGGUUCGGAGGACGCGGCUGCAGCACGCACGUAACCGACUGCAUCGACGGACCCUGCAAGAACAAUGGGACUUGUGUGCUACGACCAGAGGGCUUUCACUGCCACUGUGCACCAGGGUUCCAGGGGAGGACUUGUGAGGAGGACGUGAACGAGUGUCUGUCAGAGCCUUGUCAGAACGGAGCCAUCUGCAUCGACGGAGUGGCGGAGUUCCACUGCUUCUGUGUGCCGGGGUUUCAGGGCCACAACUGUGAGAUCGACAUCAACGAGUGUGUGUCACGGCCCUGUGAGAACAACGCCACGUGCAUCAAUGAGAAGGACCACUAUGAGUGUGAGUGCCUGGCAGGCUUUACAGGAGUCAACUGUGAAAUUGAAAUAGACGAGUGUGAGUCCAGUCCCUGCCACAAUGGAGCCACAUGUCACGACCUGACGGGCAUGUACUCGUGCGAAUGUCUGCCUGGGUUUGACGGCAUGAACUGUGAGGUGGAUGUGGACGAGUGUGCCAGUGAUCCCUGUCAGAAUGGAGCGGUCUGUCGCGACAUGGUCAACAGCUACGAGUGUGACUGCAGUGACACAGGAUUCCAGGGUGAUUACUGUGAAGUGGACAUCCCUGAAUGUGCCUCUGAUCCCUGUCAGCAUGGUGCCACGUGUCUGGAGGGAAUCAAACUAUACAGCUGCCUCUGCUGGCCAGGUUAUGAAGGACCAAACUGUGAGACUGACAUCGAUGAGUGUGCUGAUCAGCCUUGUGAGAAUGCUGGCCAGUGUUUCCAGUGGUCAGAUCCAUCUCACUGGGAGCUGGACUGGCAGCUCAGCUUUGCAGAUGCAGCUGGAUACAUUUGUCAGUGUCAGCCCGGUUUUGUGGGUGAGAACUGCUCUGUAAACAUUGAUGAGUGUGAGUCUGAACCCUGCCAGAAUGGAGGCGCAUGUGAGGAUAAGAUCAACGGCUACACCUGCACGUGCACUGCUGGAUUCCUAGGUGAGCUGUGUGAAGUGGACAUUGAUGAGUGUGCUAGCCAGCCAUGUCAGCAUGGAGGCUCGUGUGAGGACGGCAGGGCCUCCUACAUCUGCCACUGUCCUGAGGCCGAGCCAGGGGAACUUCCAUGGGGAGGAAAUCACUGUGAAGUGAAGCUGCGUGGCUGCGUGGACCAUGAAUGCCAGAACGGAGCCACCUGUCAUCCACAGCUGGAGAACGGCGUGCACAGCCACACAUGCUUGUGCCCUCACGGCUUCUAUGACAAGCAGUGCUCCACGAGAACAACGUUCUCCUUCUCUACUCCCGGGUUCAUUCACGUUCAGGUGGCUCUAGAAGAACGGACCCACAGGGAGGUCGGGGUACAACUACGCUUCCGAACCACCAUACCUAAUAUGUUGCUCAUCUACAGAGGGGAUGCAGACAACCACGUCCUCUUAGAGAUUGUGAAUGGUGGCCUUCAUGCAAGAGCUUUUUCUGAGGAAUCUGAAAUGGAUAUUACAUUUCCUGGAUUGGUCAGUGAUGGAGACUGGAGGGAUGCUCAUGUCUUUGUGAAUAAUGAAGGUCUGAUCUUGACUAUGAAAGGCCCUGGCUGUGGCAGGGAGGGGUGCAAAGUUAUGGAUGGUGGUACAGAUGAAUUACCAUUCCAACCCUCUGAAACCUUAGCUCACAUUUAUAUAGGUGGAGCACCACAGUCCUCUGCAAGUGGUGCCGGCUUCAUCGGAUGUAUGGAAGACCUGAUGAUAGACUCUAAGCCUAUCUUACCCCAAACUCUUCCAGAGGGCCAAGGCCAGGUGUUGGGCUGUAGUAAGACUGAAUGGUGUAAGCCUAACCCCUGCAACGGACGUGGACGGUGUGUGGACCUGUGGACCAGCUACCAGUGUGAGUGCCACCGCCCCUUCCACAGUGAGAGCUGCCAAAAAGAAUUCCCUUCAUGGACAUACAGUCAUGAGGACACUUUGAGCUUCAGGAGCUAUGAUGUGGCUGAGAACCUUGGGAGCAACUUCAGCGUGUCCUUCUUCAUGAGGUCGUUAAAGCCGGACGGGCUGCUGUUCCAGCUGAGGAGACCCGCCGGGAAGGAGGAGGGCGGGGUCUACUUCACCAUCUACCUGGGAAUGGGCAGGAUUUUGGUCAGCUCUCUGCCCAACAGUGCCCCACUGACCGCGCCAAAGUUUAUGACUACUGGUGAGCAGCAACUCAUCCAGGUGGAAGUCCAGCACAGACAGGUGACCUUUGAGCAAGCGGAGCUUCGUUACAUCAUCGGAGAGAUCCCUGAGGUGAAUAUUCAGAGUGGAGAUCAGGUCUAUGUGGGAGGGCUUCCUGGGCACUGGGACACUGGUGUGUGGGGGGGCUACUACAAAGGUUGCCUGCAGGACCUUCGUUUAAACUCUGUGCAUCUGGAUGUGGACGUUUGGAGCAGCGCGGAGGAGGAAAAGGUGUUUUUACCAAGUGAUGCUGAAAAUGUCAAGAAGGGCUGUGUCAGUGAUAACGCAUGCAAGGUGAAGCCCUGUCUGAACGGAGGUGAAUGCGUCAUCACGUUCAAUGAUUUCACAUGUUCCUGUGCGGCGGAAUACACCGGAAAGACGUGUCAAACGCACGUUUGGUGUAUUAGUGAUCCUUGUGUCAACGGCGGCCACUGUGUGGACCUCGCAGACGGAUACGAAUGUGUAUACAAUGCUACCUUUGAGAACAAUCCAGUGCAGUACAGUGCUGGAGGCUCCCUGGCUGAACCCGUCUCUAACAUCUACAUGGAAGUGAGGACUCGCUCAGACAACGCUGUGCUCCUCAGGGCGUCCUGGGGCACUGACCUCCUCAUGGUGGGUCUUCUGGACUCGUCAGUCCGGGUGGAGAUUCACACCGGCAACAGCGUGGAGACGCUGGCCUUCACAGGAGUCCGUCGAGUGGCCGACGGGCGCUGGCACUGCGUGAACAUCUCCGUGGCUGAGAAGGAGGCCGAGGCCUCUCCCUGGGUCAUCACUGUGGACGGCAUCACAGACAGCAGCAGCUCACCGGAGCAAAUCGGGAGCCUCACCUUUCUAAACGAGAAGGGAGCCACGUUGUCAGUUGCAGAGAGUUUCACCGGCUGCUUCGGCGCAGUGAGAGUCGGUGGAGUCUACCUUCCUUUUGUAAAUAACUACAAAGCUCCGCAGCAGUCGCAGUUCCACUUAGUUGGAAAGGCAAAGGUCACUUUAGGCUGCAGCAGUGCGCCUGUGUGUGAUCCACGGCCCUGUCUGAAUGGAGCCACGUGUGAGGACGUCUUCAACCAAUAUUUCUGUCUGUGUGACUCUGGCUGGGAGGGAGACGAGUGUGAGACAGACACUGACGACUGUGCAUCUCAGCCCUGUGUUCACGGCACCUGUAAGGACUACUUAGCCGGCUUUGAGUGCCACUGCCACCAAGGCUACGCCGGCACACUGUGUGACGAGGAUCUCGAUGAGUGUGAACAUCACGCGUGUGAACACGGAGGCGUCUGUCAGGACGGACCCGGCACAUACACCUGUAUAUGCCCCAAGGGCUACAGUGGCCCCCUCUGCCAGUGGGACUUUCCUCCGAUACAGUGUGGCAAAGACAUCCUGUGUAAAAAUGAUGGGAUCUGCAAUGAUGGACUGUGGGGAGCUAACUGUACCUGCAGGCCGGGUUUCACAGGCACCAGAUGUGAAAGUGAGACGGACGAGUGUGAGUCUAAUCCCUGUCGAAACGGCGCUUCCUGUCUGAAUCGAUUCAACAUGUUCGUGUGUGAGUGUCCGCCUGAUUACAGCGGUCACACCUGUGACACUAAGAAACAGCCUCACAGAGAGGGCAUCUCGUGGUUAGUGGUGGUCAUCCCGCUGCUGUGCUUCUGUGUGAUGGUCGUAAGCAUCAGCUUGACCUUCAUGCUGCUCACGGCGAGGAAGAAGCGUCAGUCAGAGGGAGCGUACAGUCCCAGCACUCAGGAGCUGGCCGGAGCUCGGCUGGAGAUGGACAGCAUGCUCAAAGUGCCUCCAGAGGAAAGACUCAUCUGACGCCACCGUGCGCUGGAAUAACUUUACUCAACAGCACCCCCUCAUGGUGGAGACAAGGUAUUGACUUAGAAACUGCAGCUGUUGUUUACCGGAACACGUGAACUGCAGAGAUUAUCAAGACCGACACAAGGACUUUGAAUCAUUGACCUGAACUGUGUGACUAAGAGGAGGUGACUUUGUGAAUAAAUGCUGAUGAACAUGAAGUGUGUGACUUUAACAGAUGAGAGGCCAGAUCAGAUCAGAACAGGAACAACCUUGAACCACUUUUCAUCUUCUCGUCUCAUUGUGUCCUUUUCCUCUGCAGUGAUUUAAUGCCGUGUUUCCCACAAAUGGCAGGGGCCGAAACCAGGGGCCGAAACUGUGCGAGGAACCUAUUGUUAUCCUUCAGAUUAUGAUUAUAUCCAUGGCUUUGCAGUCAUUUUUGAGCGGGUUAACGUGCAUAAAAACUCGCGAAAAUGCGAUAUUGGCAUAGUUCCCGGACCCAUGCUUUGCUCAAGGGUUCUAUAGCGCCCCCUCAGGUGAAAACAGAGGCAAAAUUGAGUUCCACUGUAUUUCUCGAAACUUGGUGGGAAGAUGUCAUAGACCAAGACGAACAAAAAAGUCGACCCAAACCAUGGCCUCUCAACUCAACAGGAAGUCGGCCAUUUUGAAUUUGGGCGUCCAUUAUAGAGAUUUGCACUGUGUGCAACACACAUUUGUCGUACGGACAAAAAAAACACGCCAAUUGGUACUCGACACAUCAAAGGCAAAAAUGUGUGGGUGUGGCCACGGCAACCAUUGGCGUUUUUGCCAAUUUCGACCUCGCGAGGGCCCCAUCAUGACUGUGAGCAGUCCUAGUUCAAACCAAUCACUUUGUAUCAUCCAAUCACAACGCUAGACAGACCAGCUAUGGGCCGUACUAUGGGGAUGCUGAUAAAAGUAAAGUCAGGCACUACCUGGGUUUCCACAAGUUGAGUUUUCUUGUAAAAAAAAAGAAAAGAAUACGUACAAACACGUCUUAGCACUUACAACAAAUCUGCGUACAAAACACACGUGUGCCGUUCAAAAUAAAGCCAUAAGCUUCACAUGGUGGAGAGACAACAGCUCUGGCAGUUAAAAUGGGGGGGAGGGGCCUGAGACAGUGAACCUCAUGAUGGUUGGACGAGAGGGGGAUGACAGAGUGAAAAUUUGAAUGCAGUAGCUGGUGUUUGACCAGAGAGAGGCAGCAGAUCCACUGCAGAGCUUUAUCACGAUUAUGUUUCAUUUCAACAUUUUACACUAAACUGUGACGAUUUGCCUCUAACAUGAACUAGAUACACGGUUUACUGACUCUUUAAAGAUGGUUAAUAGUAAAACUAUCACGCGACAGUAAAUCUAUAGCGAUGAGAACAAUCUGCCGUAACUGUCAGUCAUUUUUGAAACAAAUCACUUCCAAUCCACUCCCAAGUUCACUAAAUUAAUAAUAAUAAUAACAAAAUAAUGAACAUACACACAUAAAUCUUAACUCAACGGUCUUUGAGAAUCACUGAUUUCCGGAGAAUUGGCUCCACCGACAAGGCAAGCAGUGCUUGACUGAUACUUUUUGUGGUCUGUAUUUAUAACUUGAGCAGUGAAACAUCUGGUGUAGACCAGAUGAUCGUGGCGUCAAACCUCAAAGGUCAAAGGGUUUGUUGCCCGUUUACUGCCCCCUUGUGGUAGCAGCAGGCUGCUUGCCACUCAUGCUUUUUGUCUUUUCUUUUUUGUUGUUGAUGAUGUUUUGACCGACCGCGUCACGGAGCCUCUGAGAGACUUUAGCAGAGUGAAGGUCAGACCUGGAAUCAUCACUUAUGUUAUGAUCUGAUUAUAUUAUGUGCAGAUGCAGGAUUAUAUCCAUGGAAUAUUGUUCCAAAAUAGUAAACAAACACUAUUUUGGAAACAUAAAAUGUUGUCCUUUUGAUGUAGAGCUUUAACAGAGGGCAGAAAGAGCAGUGAGAAACAGGAAGAGAAUAUACUUUUUCUGCUUUGUUGUUGUUUUACUGGCAUUAAAGUUAAAAGUAAACAUUUCUUUGGUCAGCCGUACAGUUUGUGUUUUUAUGUAAAUGUAGAGAGUUUUAAUGUUUUACUGUUCGACGCUCACAUGCACUCAUGUACGCUCAUGUUUGUCUUCCUGUCAGUUUACAAUCAACGAAGAAAUGAAAAGUAACUGCUGUAUGUACAGAUGUGAAUUCCUCAGUGUAAACUACUAUUUCGGACAUUUGUGAAGUUUGAAAUAAUAUGGCACCAAAAUCCAAAAAAAUAAGAAUGAAAGAGCCUUAAAUGUAGGUUUUUUUGGGCAUAAAAAUGAAGGUGUUGUUGCACAGCAUACCCUGUUUAUGUUAGUUCUUUUUUGAUAUACAAUGAUGUUUUCUUCAUAAUGUUUUAUAAACAACUGAAAUGUGUGAACUGCUGGGUUUUCUGUCGAGUUUCCCAUCACUGGACAGAUUCAGUCGUUCUCUCUCUCUCACAUAAAUCACGUGAUUUAGAUCAAGGAAAACGGAUUAAAUGAAAGAUGUCGUGCACUGAGUCGGCUGUGGCGUUUUAAUCACUCUUUAAUCAGUCUUUGAAUAAUGAAAGUGUCAUUUGUACAGAGACACAACAGCAAAUAGACCUGUACACAACUCUGUAGUAUUCACCACAC